GACUCGCAAAGUCUGGGCACGUCCGCCUAGUAGAAACCCUCCUGUUCUGCUCUGAGUGGGGAGGUUCCCGGUUGUUGGACGCCAGGUGAAACUGCUGCUGUCAUCUUCAGAAGAAGAAAAAAAUCUUUCUCUCGUGGAAAAGUCUUGGCUCUGCUGAAAGCACAUUAAGACCCUUUUCUUCCCUCGGGGAAAAGUCUUUGGAGCCACCAAAUCCACUUUAUUGCUAAAAGUCUCUCAGAGAUGCCAUUCUUUCCAGUGUCUCUGGCUGCUUCCUACUGCCCCAUUUCAAACCUGUCCCCAUCUUGUUUCUGAGAAUCAUCUAAGUCCCUAGCGAGAAGAAAGAGCAAGGAUUUCUUUGCCCUUUAAGAAUGAUGAAAAUUGUGAGAGCCUUGGGGUAAGGAGCCUGGUCUCCCAGCUCAGCUGCUGCCUAGGGAAACAUCCCCCAGUUGUUACUAAGAGGUUGGCUGCACCUUCCGCCCAUCUAAGAAAUUAACACCCUCUUCCUCAUUCUAUUGAGGAAAGAGAUGAGAAUUUCCUUAGAUUUCCUCUAACCCUUAGUACAUCCAGGUUGACUUGGUCCCUGGACCCUGCUUCAGCCGGAAAUAUAGUUUGGGGUGUGUGAGAAUGAGGUUUUUCACUUCCUUUUGGCAGUGGAGAGACAGCUGAAGUGAAAACUGGUGUCUGACUAGUAGAGAAUAUCCCAAUCUAGUUCAGAUUCAGUAGGGCUUUACUGACCUGACAAACAAUACAAGUAUUCCCAAAAUGUAAGGGGGGAAAAAACAAAUACUGUUUGUCAGACAAUUACAGCCCAUCCAGGAUCAUUUUACACCCCAUUUGGCAUUUGGUCUCUGAUGACCAUUUGUCAUUUCUGUCCUCUGAUCUGAUGGCAGUGCUUUUAUGUAGUGUAGUGCUGUGCCGUUUCUCUCCUUUCUUAUAAUCCCAAACCAGAGGCUUGAUAUACCUGUCAAAACUCAUGAAGCCUUCUGUGAUCACUGACUUUGCUUUUUUUUGGUCUUUUUCCAAAAAUAUACUCUCAGCUUUGGGCUGUUAAACCUACUGUAAUUUACAUUUUAAGUGAAUAUUAGUGCUGGUGAAGGAUUUUAGAUUGCCAGCUUUAGUGGUUGUCAGUUUCCCCGUGCAACAGGUUCUGUGGGCAGCAGCAAUAUAAUCUUCUCCCCCACAGUGCCCAAGAAUUCUGACAGAGUUCUGGAUGAGCCACCUCCCCAUCCAUUCUGCUGUGGUUGGGUUGAGAGGCAUACUUCAGACGAUUGUCUAUGCAGAGAGGCCUUUAACUGACAACCACAGAUCAUUAGCCUCAUAUGGCUUGAAAGAUGGAGAUGUGGUCAUCUUACGGCAAAAAGAGAAUGCGGAGCCAGUACAGUUUCCAGGUCUGCCCCGGAUAGACUUCAGCAGCAUUACAGUGCCUGGGACGUCAGCGCCGCAGCAGCAGCAGCAGCAGCAGCAGCAACCAGCACAAGGUCCUCACCCAUCACCUCCGGAUACAUCCUCAGCCCCUCAGGGCUUGGACAAUCCAGCACUGUUACGGGACAUGUUGCUUGCCAAUCCCCAUGAGCUGUCCCUGCUGAAAGAGCGUAAUCCCCCCCUGGCUGAGGCAUUGCUCAGUGGAGACCUUGAGAAAUUUACCAAGGUGCUGGUGGAACAGCAGCAGGAUCGAGCCCGGCGGGAGCAGGAGAGAAUACGUCUGUUUUCAGCUGACCCUUUUGAUCUUGAAGCUCAGGCAAAGAUAGAGGAGGACAUAAGGCAACAAAAUAUAGAAGAGAACAUGACGAUAGCUAUGGAAGAGGCCCCAGAGAGCUUUGGCCAGGUGGUGAUGCUCUAUAUUAACUGCAAAGUCAAUGGACAUCCAGUGAAAGCUUUUGUUGACUCAGGUGCCCAAAUGACCAUUAUGAGCCAGGCUUGUGCUGAAAGGUGUAAUAUAAUGAGACUGGUGGAUCGGCGGUGGGCAGGCAUUGCUAAAGGUGUGGGCACACAGAAAAUCAUUGGCAGGGUGCACCUAGCUCAGGUUCAGAUUGAAGGGGAUUUUCUCCCAUGCUCUUUUUCCAUCCUUGAAGAGCAGCCCAUGGAUAUGCUUCUAGGACUGGAUAUGCUUAAGAGACAUCAGUGUUCCAUUGAUCUCAAAAACAAUGUACUAGUGAUUGGCACCACUGGAUCUCAGACAACUUUCCUUCCGGAGGGGGAGCUCCCAGAAUGUGCGAGACUGGCAUAUGGGGCAGGGCGGGAGGAUGUGCAGCCAGAGGAGAUUGCAGAUCAAGAACUGGCAGAAGCUCUACAGAAAUCUGUGGAGGAAGCAGAGAAUAGUGAUAAAGAAACUACCUCACUGGAAAUGCCAUCUUUACCAUCUUCUGAUGGAUUUAAUAGUCCAGUCCAUUCUCCAGGAUUAAGUUCCAAGAUCUGUAAUCCCACAAAUCAAUUACUUGAUCACUCCGUCUCUGCCCCUGCUUCAAUUUGCUCUCACAAAUCUAAUGUAGCAGAGAUAAUUGAUCCCACAGUUGUGAAGUCUUUGGGGUCACAGGCUGAAUGCCAGCUAGCUCCAGACCAUCUUCUGUUACAAAAUCUUCCUGAUCAUGCUGUUCCUUCAGCACACAGUGACCAUGUCAUCCAGACUGGAGCGGUAGCCUGUCACAGUCCAACUCUUCCUUCUCAGAACACACUGGGAGAAACAGUUGCAGCUGAGAGUCUAGUGAAAUGUAAUGCUAAAGAACAAGCCUGUUGUCUGGAAUCUCCUAUGGAAGUCAGAGAAGGCAGUUUGUCUGACACCACCAGCAAGCAUGGGCAAGUUCUAGGUGUGCUGUUGCCUUCAGGACAGUUGGAAUUGAACCAAAUGAAUGAUCUUCCUUUGGAUUUUCAGAUGUACAAAGAACCCGUGUGUGAACAAUGUUUGGAUAAACAGAAUGAACCAGCUGACCCAGAACACCCUUGGAAUGUCAGUGGCCUUGAGUUACCUGCUGUGGGGCAGCAGGGCCUUAUAAACAUCCAGCCAGAAUCCCCUGUUGACUCUCUUGCUGAGAGAAGAGAAGGUGAGCUGGAGAAGAUAGAGCUUUCUUGCGGGAAAGAUAAUAUCCCAGGGUCAGCAUUCUGUGGUGAUGCACAUACAGACAUCUUCAUGAACACAGAUUUAACUGAACAGUCUGCAGUCACAGUGCAUAGCUUGUCAAGCAAACAGAGCACUCAAGUGAAGAGUAUUGGGAGAUCUGUUCAGAACUUGGAUUGUUCUUUGAUGCAGACGGAGUCUUCAAAGCAUGAUUCCUCUACAUCUGUAUUUUCAAGUAAUCCAGUUUCCACUAUGGAUUUACUGCAGCCUAAGGGGAACAUUGAAAUCAUUGGAAUGUGUAAUGAGUUACCUAAUUUAGCAGCUGAAAAUAGCUCUUCCUCUGGCAUUCGUCAGCUGAACAGUGAUACAGCAACAUCCACUGAAGAGUCUUGUUUAUCUUUAACAGCAGCAUUGAAGGAGCUUCAUGAACUUUUGAUUAUAAAUAGAAAAGGGGAUUCUACUGCUUUUAUACCUGAAGAUGACGCAUGUGGGCCAGAAACAGUUUCUGAAGAGCAAAUGGAAUGCAAGGAGCUUUCUGAUGAUGAACGUGAAAGCUUGGAUCCAGAGAGCGGGGAUCUAGAUUGCUCUUUUCGUAUGGUGAUGCCUGAACAUGUGAACCCUGAAGGGCUAGCGGGGACACCAUCUUGUGCUAUGAAAACAGAAAAUGAUAGCUUUGAGGUUUUAAAUAGCAGCCAAUCAACUAUUGAAAAAGAUGCUGUAGAGAUACAGAGGUCAUCCAGUAAGAGUAAUUCUGUCAUUCUGAGCUCAGUUGCAACACUUGAUCACCUGCAGAGUAACGAAAUUUUACCUGAGUGCUUAGUAAAUGACCAAGUUCCAGCCAGUCAGACGUUAGAGCUGAACAGACUGUGUUCACCUGACCUCAGGGUGGAGGAAGAUGCUCCGAGCCUGUUAACAGAAGUGUCUGAAAUACCUGACAGUUCCUCAAACUCUGCGAAUCCAAGGCCUCCACAAGGACUUGUGGAGCCUUUGCUUUGCCCAUCCAUCAGCAACCUGGAACUGAGCUCCAGAGUCCUUCCGCUGCCUGUUUUUCCUGCCGCUGACAUUGAUCAGAUUCUGAAAGCUGGCUUUACCCUGCAAGAAGCUCUUGAAGCUUUGGAGCAAGCUGGUGGGAAUGCAACCCUUGCCCUCCUCUUUUUAUUGGCCAAGAAUAUCAUAGUUCCUAUGUGACCAUGUCACAAAGGCCUGACUGCUCCAUUCUUCAUUUAGAGAACUUAUUUAAAUUCUAUAGAGUAAUCUGCAAGAUGAAUGCUGAGUCAAAUUA
Messenger RNA from Pelodiscus sinensis (Chinese soft-shelled turtle), 4334 nucleotides. The record is from RefSeq and is a predicted model, not a curated record. Lineage: Eukaryota; Metazoa; Chordata; Testudines; Trionychidae.